UGCUCGAAUCACUGCCCUUUUUCUCUCUUUUUCACUUACUUCGUCAGAAAAAUAUCUCUCCACUCAGAUUGUUCUUCUCUAAUUUAUUUCUUAUCUCCUUGACUGUCAGUGAGAUUUAUGUAGUUUGUUUGGAUUUUUGUUUGUAGGAGAAAGUACAUUGCCUCUUUUGUAUGAAGGGGGGUAAAAGGAAGGAUUGGCGUGGAACGUUGUUCGUAAGGUAGUUUUUUGGAUGGGGAUGCCUCUGGAGAGGAAGGUGCUAGUGUUGAUUGGACUAAGAGAUGAUGAACUAGAAAUUCUCGCCGAAAUUGGAACAUCUUCUCCUCCAAUUCUAACAACUAACGGUAUAGACGUUGUUACUGGCAAUGAAGAGGCAAGUGACUUUCCCAAAGAACCACACAAGGGGAGGUGGGAUAAGUAGGACCAAUAGAUAUAAGUCUCUUGGCAACUCCUUUCAGGUUGAUGCGGCGGCUGACCACCUUUUUGUCCUGAAGGAAAUUUUCCCAGACAGCCUAAACCUGUUAUCCCUUUUCUCUGGAAUUGGCGGUGGAGAAGUUGCACUUCAUCGACUUGGCAUUAAGUUGAAGAAUGUGGUUUCAGAUGAAAAGUCUAAAGUGAACAGGGACAUAGUCAGGAGUUGGUGGGAACAAACUAACCAGAGGGGGAAAUUAAUUGACUUUGAUGAUAUCCAACAGCUAGAUAGCGACAGUUGGAGAUUAUAAUGAAUUCUGUAAGUCAUUUUGAUCUGAUUAUUGGUGGAAGCCCUUGCAACAAUCGUGCAGGUAGUAACAGGGUUAGGAGGGAUGGUCUGGAGCGCAAAGAAUCAUCACUCUUCUUUGAAUAUUUCCGGGUAUUGGAUUUUGUUGGGUGCUAUAGCGAGCAGACUAAUGCAACUGAAAUUGAUACCACAUUGUUUUGGUACUUUCUGAUUAUUUCUUGAUAAUGUCAAUAAUUGCCUAUUUUAUU
This is a messenger RNA of Sesamum indicum (sesame), 963 nucleotides long. Its product is annotated as DNA (cytosine-5)-methyltransferase DRM2-like. Gene Ontology annotation, molecular function: DNA (cytosine-5-)-methyltransferase activity. NCBI's taxonomy places the organism in Eukaryota, Viridiplantae, Streptophyta, Magnoliopsida, Lamiales, Pedaliaceae. The record is from RefSeq and is a predicted model, not a curated record. Gene Ontology annotation, cellular component: nucleus.